CUAAAAUAAUGAGAGAGAAGGCCAAAGAGAGAUGUUCUGAACAAGUUCAAGAUUUUACCAAAUGCUGCAAGGAAUCUGGAAUCCUUAUGGUAGUAAAAUGUCAGAAGGAAAAUUCUGCAUUGAAAGAAUGUCUAACUGCCUACUAUAAUGAUCCAGCCUUUUAUGAAGAAUGCAAAAUGGAAUACCUGAAGGAAAGGGAAGAAUUCAGAAAAACUGGAAUUCCUACUAAGAAGAGACUACAGAAGCUUCCCACCAGCACGUAGAAAAUAUUCCAGUGACAUUCAGAAACUGUAAUAUCUGUGGAAGUCAUUUACAAUAUAAGUCACCUAGCAUAAUGGACUCUACAUAAAAAUAUUUCAUCCUAAUUAUGAAAAAUGUUACCUGAAAUACAGAUCUUUAUUUCAAA
Lepus europaeus (European hare) is the source of this 406-nucleotide messenger RNA. Its product is annotated as COX assembly mitochondrial protein homolog. The coding region runs from base 9 to 263 and encodes 84 amino acids. NCBI's taxonomy places the organism in Eukaryota, Metazoa, Chordata, Mammalia, Lagomorpha, Leporidae. The record is from RefSeq and is a predicted model, not a curated record. Gene Ontology annotation, cellular component: mitochondrion. The transcript has a single exon.